Molecule: messenger RNA, 924 nt
Organism: Penicillium chermesinum
Lineage: Eukaryota; Fungi; Ascomycota; Eurotiomycetes; Eurotiales; Aspergillaceae
Exons: 2
Coding region: 1-924 (307 amino acids)
Biological process (GO): positive regulation of transcription by RNA polymerase II
Cellular component (GO): nucleus
Molecular function (GO): DNA-binding transcription factor activity; transcription cis-regulatory region binding
Source: RefSeq, a predicted model, not a curated record
AUGGCUUUACUGCAACUUGCUCCUCCCCAAAUUGGAGCCGUUGGGUCUGCAUCGCCGAAUUUCUAUCUUGACACGACGGCCGUAGCUUUUAUACGCGCCUUAGAUACCACUAAAGAGUGCAUCAUGAAUAUUGGGGAGACCUGGGCUUCCCCGCGACAAUUCCAAAUGGAGCUUAUGGAAUCGCUGCUUGAGCAUUCGACCGGGAGAAACUUCAAGUCCGCGCUCUACUGGCUGUUUCUGAGACAUGAACUUGGUGCUGCCCUGGUAUCUGAUAUUAGCAUCCAAAUUCCUCUUCCGUCCUUACCACCAUAUCCUGCGGAAGGAGAAUUCGGGCCGGAUCCGUUUGAGCGUGAGUUUUGCUUUGCAAACCAUCCACUCUGGCUGUGCGCUCGUGCAAUCAAGUUCAUACACAACGAGGACACAAUCCCUCAAUAUCCGCCAAUGCAUAUGUGGACGCAGCUGAUAGAGGAGCUUCAGCAUUGGUACCAAGGGCGUUCACCAAGAUUCCAAGCGAUGCUGGAACUAGAGAUGGACCGUCAAGAAUCAGGACUGGACCAAACCUUCCCGAUUGUGCUGUUUGGUAAUGGGGCUGGCGUCUUUAGCAAUCAGCUCUACCACACAGCUAUGCUUAUUUUACUCAACAACCGGCCACGUACUGCCCCAACGGCAGACUACCAUUCAGCGGCCAUGUCACCAUCAUGGCAUGCGCAACGCAUAUGCAGCAUCGCCCUCAACAAUGAGAGGCGGGAAUGCUGGGAUCCCUGCUUACUUGCAUCAUUCAUAACUGCCGCUCGACGAAUGACCCACGAGGCCCAACAGCAAGAGAUCCUGGGUGGCUUAAGUAUUAUUCAAGAAACCACAGGCUGGAACUUUGGGGGCCUUGUUGGCUGUCUCCGAAACGAGUGGAGUAUCCUCGCAUCAUGA